AUGAAUCGCUGGAUCACUCCGCUCCGCACCGCCGCUUCGAGACCUUGCCUGCCAUCACCAACAUCAUCGCAAACCGUCAAGAGGACGGCUGUUGCAUCUAUCGCCAACAUGUCGACUUCCAACUGGGCAUCGACUCCUCCCAUCCCGAGUGACAAGCGUCCUAUUGUGCUUUCGGGUCCUUCCGGUGUGGGUAAGAGCACUCUGCUCAAGAAGCUCUUUGACGAGUUCCCUAACGACUUCGGCUUUUCCGUUUCUCAUACCACAAGAGAUCCUCGACCAGGCGAGGUUCGAGGUCAAUCCUAUCACUACGUGACGCAACAAGAGUUCGAAGACCUCGUCCAGCAAGGCGCCUUCCUCGAACACGCCAAGUUCGGCGGCAACCGCUACGGCACCACCGCCAAAGCCGUCGCUGAUGUCUCUACCGAAGGCGUUAAGGGUGCAGAUGGAAGCACAGCCGCUCGUCGUGCCAUCCUCGACAUCGACGCUCAAGGUGUAAAACUCAUCAAAGCAAAUCACCCUUCGUUGAACCCAAUCUACAUCUUCAUCUCUCCUCCUUCCUUUUCCACGUUGAAGCAGAGAUUGAUAGGUCGAGGCACAGAGACGGCGGAAUCCGUCAACAAGAGGCUGACCAUGGCAGCCACGGAGAUGGCGUAUGCGAGGGAGAAGGGCGCACACGAUUGGAUCAUUGUCAAUGACGAUUUGGACAAGGCGUAUGGGCUCUUGAAGAAGGCUAUCGGCGAGACGUUGAAGGAAGGAGAGGACGAUGUCAUGCCAGGGAAGGAUCAGGAUGAGGAAGAGUGGUUGGAGCAGCAACAGCAGCAAUAA
This is a messenger RNA of Pseudozyma hubeiensis SY62, 825 nucleotides long. Its product is annotated as guanylate kinase. The record is from RefSeq and is a predicted model, not a curated record. Gene Ontology annotation, molecular function: GMP kinase activity. The transcript has 2 exons. Bases 1 to 825 code for a protein of 274 amino acids. NCBI's taxonomy places the organism in Eukaryota, Fungi, Basidiomycota, Ustilaginomycetes, Ustilaginales, Ustilaginaceae. Gene Ontology annotation, biological process: purine nucleotide metabolic process. Gene Ontology annotation, cellular component: cytosol.